Molecule: messenger RNA, 288 nt
Organism: Parnassius apollo (apollo)
Lineage: Eukaryota; Metazoa; Arthropoda; Insecta; Lepidoptera; Papilionidae
Source: the annotation of a GenBank genome assembly
AUGGACCGCAACACACACAAGAAGAUACGGUGGCAAUUUGCAUCGCGCCUUCGAAAAUUCUUUAAGGCAUCUGUCAAUUCUAUUAGAACUGAAGUGUCCGCAAAAGCUUUAGCAUCUAUUAAGAAUACGUCCAAGAUACCUCAUGUUGGAGCUAACUUGAUUACGGAUAUCAUUGACAAUGAUAUGUGGCCUCUGUACAAACGAAUGGCCUCAGACUUGCUUAGCGCUCCUUACCAAUUCCAACAUACAGAUACUGCCAACAACCUGCGCCACAGAAGUAGUGGCUAA